AUGCAAAUUACAGAGUUACUCAGUAAAAUAGGAAAACCAUAUCGUAAACGCGUAAUUUGCAAAUCAUCAUCAUCAUCAUCAUCAUCAUCAUCAUCAUCAUCAUCAUCAUCAUCAUCAUCAUCAUCAUCAUCAUCAUCAUCAUCAUCAUCAUCAUCAUCAUCAUCAUCAUCAUCAUCAUCAUCAUCAUCAUCAUCAUCAUCAUCAUCAUCAUCAUCAUCAUCAUCAUCAUCAUCAUCAUCAUCAUCAUCAUCAUCAUCAUCAUCAUCAUCAUCAUCAUCAUCAUCAUCAUCAUCAUCAUCAUCAUCAUCAUCAUCAUCAUCAUCAUCAUCAUCAUCAUCAUCAUCAUCAUCAUCAUCAUCAUCAUCAUCAUCAUCAUCAUCAUCAUCAUCAUCAUCAUCAUCAUCAUCAUCAUCAUCAUCAUCAUCAUCAUCAUCAUCAUCAUCAUCAUCAUCAUCAUCAUCAUCAUCAUCAUCAUCAUCAUCAUCAUCAUCAUCAUCAUCAUCAUCAUCAUCAUCAUCAUCAUCAUCAUCAUCAUCAUCAUCAUCAUCAUCAUCAUCACAUCAUCAUCAUCAUCAUCAUCAUCAUCAUCAUCAUCAUCAUCAUCAUCAUCAUCAUCAUCAUCAUCAUCAUCAUCAUCAUCAUCAUCAUCAUCAUCAUCAUCAUCAUCAUCAUCAUCAUCAUCAUCAUCAUCAUCAUCAUCAUCAUCAUCAUCAUCAUCAUCAUCAUCAUCAUCAUCAUCAUCAUCAUCAUCAUCAUCAUCAUCAUCAUCAUCAUCAUCAUCAUCAUCAUCAUCAUCAUCAUCAUCAUCAUCAUCAUCAUCAUCAUCAUCAUCAUCAUCAUCAUCAUCAUCAUCAUCAUCAUCAUCAUCAUCAUCAUCAUCAUCAUCAUCAUCAUCAUCAUCAUCAUCAUCAUCAUCAUCAUCAUCAUCAUCAUCAUCAUCAUCAUCAUCAUCAUCAUCAUCAUCAUCAUCAUCAUCAUCAUCAUCAUCAUCAUCAUCAUCAUCAUCAUCAUCAUCAUCAUCAUCAUCAUCAUCACAUCAUCAUCAUCAUCAUCAUCAUCAUCAUCAUCAUCAUCAUCAUCAUCAUCAUCAUCAUCAUCAUCAUCAUCAUCAUCAUCAUCAUCAUCAUCAUCAUCAUCAUCAUCAUCAUCAUCAUCAUCAUCAUCAUCAUCAUCAUCAUCAUCAUCAUCAUCAUCAUCAUCAUCAUCAUCAUCAUCAUCAUCAUCAUCAUCAUCAUCAUCAUCAUCAUCAUCAUCAUCAUCAUCAUCAUCAUCAUCAUCAAUCCAUUGUCUGACAUUUCAUUAUUCAUGC
Schistosoma turkestanicum is the source of this 1309-nucleotide messenger RNA. Lineage: Eukaryota; Metazoa; Platyhelminthes; Trematoda; Strigeidida; Schistosomatidae. The record is from the annotation of a GenBank genome assembly.